AUGGCGCGGUGGUCGUGGUGGCGGCUCUUCUUCCUCGUCCUGCUUCUCUUCUUCUCCUCUUCCAUUUCCUUUGCUCAGCAACUGUCACGCUCGCAGAUCACAACCCUCUUCCGUCUUCAGCGAAUCCUCGAGUACCCGGCGGCGCUGAACGGGUGGGGGAACUCCACUGACUUGUGCUUCCUCCCCCGCUCGCCGUCUCUGUCGAUCACCUGCGCCGGCAACCGCGUGACGGAGCUCUCCAUCUCCGGCGCCGGCGAGCGCCUCUCCGGCAGCUUCUCCAUCGACUCUCUCUUCACUGCCAUGACGAGGCUCCCAAGCCUCACCAUUCUCUCCCUCACCUCCCUCGGCCUCUGGGGACCGCUCCCGGCCAAGCUCAGCCGCUUCCGCUUCCUCCAGUCGCUGACUCUCACCUCCAACUACAUCUCCGGCAAGAUCCCCCCGGAGAUCUCCUCCAUGGCCGCGCUCGCUUCCCUCUCUGUCGCCGGCAACCGGCUCAACGGCACCGUCCCCGCCUUCGUCUUCUCCCUUCCCUCUCUCCGCCGCCUGGACCUCUCCGGCAAUCUCCUCACCGGGCAGCUCCCGGCGGCGCUGUCCUGCGCUGGCGGCCUCUCCUUCGUCGACCUCUCUAGGAACCGCCUGGUCGGGAUUCUGCCGGCGUGCAUCAGCUCCAACUCCUCCGCCAUGGCGGUGUUCGCCGCCGGGAACUGUCUCUCUUCGGGGGACCCGAGGUACCAGCGCCCCAGCUCCGAGUGCACCGACGGGGCCAUCGCCGCCGUGCUCCCCUCCGUCGCAGCCGCUACCGCCGGGAAGGACGGUCGGCGGUCGAGCCACAAUGUGGGCUUCGUCCUCGCCAUCAUCGGAGGGGCCGUUGGUGGCGCCGCGGUGCUGGGGAUGGCUCUGGCUCUGGUUCUUGUCAUCGGGAAGACGACCUCUACGAGGAUCGACGGAGCCGGCGGCGGCGAGAUGAAGCCCGCUGCCGGCGGGACCACGCCGGUGUGGGCGUCUCCGAGACUCGCCGCCGACGAAAGUGAGCAACCCCUCCAUCAUCUCUCCCCCUCUCAUCCCCUCAUCCAUCCUUUCACCAUGGCUGCUGCUUCUCGCCGGCAGGGCGGCCGCCGCUUCCCGGAGGGAGCAUGGGCUCGCUGGGCCUGCUCCCUCCGCGGGCCUUCACCAUGGAGGAGCUCGAGGACGCCACCAAUAACUUCGACGCAUCCAACCUGGUCCUCGAGACCUCCCUGCGCCAGGUUCAUCUUCCAAACUCCGCUCUCCGUUAUCCUACUCCUGCGCGACAUUAACCAGAGAGAUCCUCCUCCUCCGCCGCCGCCGGCCUGCAAUCUCUCAGGUAUACGCAGGGCGGAUCCAUGACGGCUCGGCGGUGGUGGUGGCGCGCCUGAAGCUAAACCAGAGGAGCUCCCCGCAGAGGGUCCUCCAGUUCAUCGAGGUCAUCUCCAGGCUGCGGCAUCCUCACCUGUGCAGCCUACUCGGCCACUGCGUCGGCUCCGGGGGGGAAAUGGCGGGCUCAAUUGCUUCCGUCUUCCUCGUCCUCGAGCGCCCCUCCAACGGAAACCUGAGGAGCCACCUGACUGGUAAAUAAAACCCAUCCCGUCGCCACCUUCUCCUUCCCCUUCGUCCUCCUCCUUCCUCCUCCGACGAGCUGCGGCCGCUGCUGCUCCGUUGCAGAGUGGCGGAAGCGAGAGGUGUUCAAGUGGCCGCAGAGGGUGGCGACGGCGAUCGAAGUGGCGAGGGGGAUCCGAUUCCUGCACACGGUCACCGUCCCCGGGAUCUCCGGGAACGACCUGAAGACGGAGAACAUCCUGCUGGACGAGACCCUCACGGCCAAGAUCACCAACUACAAUCUCCCCACGCUCUCGAACAAGACCCCCAGCCACGGCAAGGUCAGUCAGUUCAGACUCCCAUGAAGAACAACCGUUGACCUACCUCUCUGCUCAAUUUUCUUCCCUAUUCUCGUCGUCCCCAGGGAGCUUCGGAGAGCCCGCUGAGCCUCUUCGGCGACUCCAGCUGUGCCCAGUACUACCCUUCCCUCUCUCUCUUUCUCUCUCUCUCUCUCGCUGGCUCUCGCUGUGGGGCUGUAACGUUCGGCUUCUACAGGAUUCAGAGCGUGGAGGAAGGGGAGAAGGAGGACAUCUAUCAACUGGGGAUAAUCCUGCUGGAGAUCGUCACGGGUAAACCCGCCACCAAGAAGAAGGAAUUAGCCACCGUGAAAGUCCAGGUAGGCAAUCGGGACGUUGACUUCUGGGACGGAAGAUCCCCCUACCACCCCACGCAAGCGUUGACCUUCUCGACCGAUCUGCAGCUGGAGAAGGCCCUGGCCGAAGAACAGGGAACACAAGGCCUGAAGGAGCUGGCGGACCCCACCAUCCGCGGCACCUUCGCCGAUGACUCCAUGAGAACCGCCGUGGAGCUCGCCCUCAACUGCGUCUCCGAUGACCUCAGCCGCCGGCCGUCGAUCGACGACAUCCUCUGGAAUCUCCAGUACUCCGUCCAAGUCCAGGACGGCUGGGCGACCAGUGAGGGCUUCGAUGUUCUUCUUUCACAGGAACCCAGUUGA
Molecule: messenger RNA, 2569 nt
Organism: Spirodela intermedia
Lineage: Eukaryota; Viridiplantae; Streptophyta; Magnoliopsida; Alismatales; Araceae
Source: the annotation of a GenBank genome assembly